AUGAACGUUUUACCUGUUACUGAUUAUAAAAGUACUAUAAGCACCGCCUCACCAAAUACGAUCACUUCUAAUGCGGUUCCAAGUUUACCAGAUAGGUUAAGACAGCAAAAAGGUGGUGCAGUACCAUUAAGUAUGACCGAGUUGAGCAACAAAAAUAAACACCCACUGGAAUAUCAUUUAAAUAAUUACGAAAAAGCUCAAGAGUCUAGAAAAUUACAACAAUAUAGGCAAAUAUUUGGUAUAGCUGAACCAAUGAAGAGAAUGAUGGAUUUAAAUAUUAUCAAUGCUACUGAUUUUGCUCCUGUGAAUAGCAAUGGUAACAUUAGUGGUAAUUUACCACAUAGAGAUAUCUUAUUAAACAAAGAAUUCACUUUUGAUUGGGAGGACGUUUAUAAGGAUGAUUUGGAGUAUAACAACGAAAUUGGAAAUGAUAUACAUAGUAAAAUUGAAAAGAAUAUUGGUUUAUAA
This is a messenger RNA of Saccharomycodes ludwigii, 468 nucleotides long. RefSeq names its product Ump1p (gene UMP1). The record is from RefSeq and is a predicted model, not a curated record. The transcript has a single exon. Gene Ontology annotation, cellular component: nucleus; cytoplasm. The coding region runs from base 1 to 468 and encodes 155 amino acids. NCBI's taxonomy places the organism in Eukaryota, Fungi, Ascomycota, Saccharomycetes, Saccharomycodales, Saccharomycodaceae. Gene Ontology annotation, biological process: proteasome assembly.